CCUACAUAUAAGCCGAGACAACAGUGACGAUUUCAUUCUCUCUGGAAAACACUUGAAGGCAAAAUUAGCGACAACUAUCACUGAAGACAUGGCGAGCGAGCACUCGGUGAUGGCGGUGAUUAGAGCAGCGAGGCCAAAUUUUCGGAACAGCCAAGACAAAGUUGCCUUCGCCGUCAACGCCACUUUCCUUGUCUCCGGAUACGUCCUCAACGCCACUGGCCCUCCUGCUUUUGCCGAUGAUUCACUAUCUUCUUCCUCUACUGAGGAGGUAGGGAUUGAUCGCUGGAACGAAUUGGACGGUGAAUACGCGUUUCUCUAUGUAAUCCCUGGAAAGACUUCCGAGAAGACAUUGGUUAAGUGUUUGGCUAUGAACGAUAAAUUGCUUGUUGCUGUUUUGGCUACUGGUACCAAGGAGCCGCUCCAUCUCGAAAUCGAUAUUGGGGAAUAUGUUUCUGAUAGUGGAGGCGCCAAUUAUUCUGAUCAGUUCAAAAACCUGGACAAACUGGUGAAGAGUCUGCAAAAUCAGAUUUUGUCUAAGUUGGAUAAUGGUUCAAAUUCUUCAUCAACUACUGCUACUAGUAUAGAAGUAAGUUCAGUAUCCAGGCGUAAUAGAUCGGAUGCUGAUGAUCGUGAUGUUGGAGUUUCUGGGCAUGCAAACCCUCAAAUUCAUCCCUCAGGAAUCGUAGUUCCUCCU
Molecule: messenger RNA, 694 nt
Organism: Carica papaya (papaya)
Lineage: Eukaryota; Viridiplantae; Streptophyta; Magnoliopsida; Brassicales; Caricaceae
Source: RefSeq, a predicted model, not a curated record